GCAGCAGGACAUGCGAGCGUCGCGUACGUUGGCGCGCGUCUCUGUGCUUGUGUGUGUGUGUGCGUGUGCAGUGUAAUUAAAACAAGAGGCUUGCCUAUUAUAUUACAACAUAUUGUUGCAAUCAAUAAAGAGCUGCAGAAAAGCAAAUGCAAACACACAAAAGUUAACCCAACAUGAAGCAACAUCAAUUUGAUUUCAAUUAAAUAUGGGAAUGGCUGACAAGAGGCCGUUGCUGGACUACACGGACGAUGUGGAGGGCAAGGAAGGCAGCCAGGAUGCCCAGGAGCCGGCCUUGAUGGGCAUUGGCUUUAAGCCUGGACAAGCGCCGACGCUUCUCUGGUAUUUUCGGCAAAUUGUGCUGCGACGGAAGCUGGUGCUCGGGCUGUUCUUGAUGUUUGUCUUCUCCUACUUUCUGAUUGGACCGGCAGAUGUCUUGGAUCUGGACAAUAUGCAGGUGCAUCAUCAGUCGAAUGUCCUGGACAUGGAAGCUAUCGAUUUGAAUGCAACCACAACGCAACAGCUUAACCAAUUCGUGGAGCUCACUACUAAUCAGCUGAUUGAUCCGUCAACCCUCUUGCCAAAAGGUUAUCUCGUCUAUAGCAACCACUGCCGGAUUGUGGAUCUGGAUCCGUACAAGCGUGAGGUGAUGCGCCACUUCAAACGCGUCGCCUACAAGCCUUGUAAGUCCCAUCCUCCACUCACCACCAUCCACUACAAUGAAACUACUCAGCGCUAUGUCCUAAAUAUCGAUGCCUCCGCCCUGACCAACUCGAAGAAGCGCAGCAAACUGAGCUGCUGCUACAUGGGAGUGGAGCGUGUUAGCGAAACGGAUGUGAGCUACACGCCCUGCGGGAAAUUUAAGAGUGGCGCACAACUAGACAAUACGACAGACAGCAUUAUUGUCAAGUGCAAGGUGGAACGGGAUCAAGUCUAUAUCAAUGGACACCCGACCAUACCGGAGAGAUCCGCCGUGCGACAGAGACUCAAGCACUGGGCGCAGAAGGAUCGAGGCAAACGGGUGCCCAGCGUGUUGAUGAUUGGCAUCGAUAGCAUCUCGAGGGUGAACCUCAUACGUGCCAUGCCCAAGACAGCGCAGUACCUCUACGACAACGACUGGUUCGAGCUGGCGGGCUACAACAAGAUUGAUGACAAUACUUUUCCUAAUAUUAUGGCACUAAUGCUGGGCUACAAUCUGUCGACUGCCAUGAAGCACUGUAAUCCCUACACAAUAAACGGCCUGGACAAAUGUGACUUCAUCUGGAAGCUGUUCCAGAAACAUGGCUACGUGACGGCCUAUGGCGAGGAUGCAAUCAAGAUCAAUACCUUCAAUUAUCUGAAGAAGGGUUUCCAACAGCCCCCCGUGGACUACUACAUGCGACCGUAUUUGUAUGCGGCGGAGAAGCUGCUGGGUGGCAACAGUGUGCUCGGCAUGCCCCAUUGUGUGGGCUACGCGACGGAGGCGGAGCACGUGUAUAACUACGCCCAGGAGUUUGCCAGGCGAUACCACAACGACAGCUUCUUCGGCUUCUUCUGGACGAACACGCACAGCCACAGCGACAUCUCGCAGACCAGCUCCAUGGACGAGUACCUGAGAGGAUAUAUGCAGCGGCUGGUGGCCCAGGGCACAAUGGAGAAUAGUAUCGUCGUGUUCUUCAGUGAUCACGGACUGCGAUUUGGACCAACGCGUUCCACCGGGUCGGGGCAUUUGGAGGAGCGAUUGCCCUUCCUGUUCAUUUGGUUGCCGGAAUUCGUGAGAAAAGCACAUCCGGAGUUUGUGGAUGCACUGAAUAUAAACCGGAAUCGUCUGACCACGCCCUACGACCUGCACUUGACACUGAAGCACAUUCUUUCGCUGACGGGUCGAGUUGGCAGCCAGGAGGAUCUGGGAGGAGCCAAGGACUGCCCGCAGUGCCAGAGCCUAUUGCUGCCUGUUCCGCUGAGUCGCAGCUGCGAGGAUGUGGCCAUUGAAGACCACUGGUGCACCUGCUGGGCCUACGACAGUGUCUACAAGAACUCCAAGAUUGUCCGCCAGCUGGCGAAGCGUGUGGUGCGGCACCUAAACGACUAUGUGAGCAGCUUCCGCAACGGCAGCCUGGCGCAUCUCUGCCAGCCGCUGUCGCUGCAGAGCAUGAGCGCCGCCUAUAAGGCGCAUCCGAAUGACAACGAUCCCAGCCAUAUAGAGAUCUAUUGGCUCAUCUUCUAUACCGCGCCCAACAAGGCGCUCUACGAGGCAACAGUGCGCUACAACAAGCAGCUGCCAGAGGCCGAGAAUAUGCUAGUGACGGGCUCGGUGAGUCGUCUGAACAUGUACAACGGCGAGGCGGACUGCAUGAACGACUUUUCCAUCAAAAAGUAUUGCUAUUGCAAGCGCAAAGGAGGUUGAUGAUGGCCUCCGAUAUUAUGGAUAUUAUGAUUGUUUAGGCUUAAGCCCCCAAGUGCCGUUAUAUGUAGUUAUUAAGGGCUUAGCGUAGUAACGUCCUCUCUCUCUCUCUCUCUGUAGAAAGUAUAAAGACUCGGACCAUUUCCAGAGCAGCAACGUGAUAAUACUUACUUA
Molecule: messenger RNA, 2554 nt
Organism: Drosophila arizonae
Lineage: Eukaryota; Metazoa; Arthropoda; Insecta; Diptera; Drosophilidae
Source: RefSeq, a predicted model, not a curated record